Molecule: messenger RNA, 2417 nt
Organism: Pocillopora damicornis (cauliflower coral)
Lineage: Eukaryota; Metazoa; Cnidaria; Anthozoa; Scleractinia; Pocilloporidae
Product: acid phosphatase type 7
Molecular function (GO): acid phosphatase activity; metal ion binding
Source: RefSeq, a predicted model, not a curated record
UUGUUGGCGAUAAAACUUGAACUGGCGCAAAGAAAGAGCAGGUACGUAACAAGAUCCGCCCUAUCCACCCUCGCCUCGUUAAAAAUGAGAAACAUCAGGGCAGAGAAAUGAAGCUACAGAAUGGCGGGCAAAUUUUUUGGUUUCAUCGCUGCGACUGUGUUGAUCGUACUUCAAUCGGGACAGGAGGUGUUGGCAAGCGGAACACCUCAACCGGAACAGAUUCACAUAUCCAGCACAGGUGACCCCACAGAAAUGAUGAUCACGUGGGUGACGAUGGCCGAGUCAGUUAAGAGCGUUGUGGAGUAUGGGGAGAGGUACAAACUACCGCUGAACAAGAAAACAUUCGGUUCUGCUACCAAGUACAAAGCUUGUGGCUGGAAGAAGCGGAUCAUUUAUAUGCAUCGAGUCAAGCUCGAAGGAUUGACUCCGGGUUCUGGAUAUGAUUAUCGAGUUGGCAGCUCAGAUGGCUGGAGCGCCUUAUACAAUUUUAACGCCACAAAAGCUGGAACGGCCUGGCAACCGAGAUUUGCCAUAUAUGGAGAUCUAGGAGUAGACAACGCCCAGUCUCUCUCCAAGCUACAGAAGGAGGUUCAGGGAGGACAAUACGAUGCCAUUUUGCAUGUUGGCGACUUUGCUUACAAUAUGGAAUCAGAUAAUUCACAAGUAGGAGACAGGUUUAUGAAUCAAAUAGAGCCGAUGGCCGCGUACGUUCCUUACAUGACAUGCCCUGGGAACCACGAACAAGCUUGUAACUUUUCCAACUACAGAGAGCGUUUCAGUAUGCCUGGUGACACAGAAGGAAUUUAUUACAGUUGGAACAUUGGACCAGUACACAUCAUAAGUUUUAGUACAGAAUUGUACUACUUCCUUGAAUAUGGCAUGGAACCUCUUGUUCGGCAAUACAAGUGGCUUCAACGAGAUUUAGAGGAAGCCAGUAAGCCAGAAAAUCGAGCACAGCGUCCCUGGAUAAUAACUAUGGCACACAGACCCAUGUAUUGUUCCAACGCUGUGGGUGACGGCUGUGAAAAUCACGAAAAUGCCAUAAGGACAGGAUUAUCGUCGGCGAAGCUGUUUCCUUUAGAAGAUCUUUUAUACAGACAUGGGGUGGAUGUAGAGUUUUGGGCUCACGAACAUUCCUAUGAGCGCCUUUAUCCAGUGUAUAAUCAUCAGAUCCGGAGCGGUUCAAAAGAAAAGCCAUACACCAAUCCAAGGGCACCUGUACACAUCACCACGGGAUCAGCGGGAUGCAAGUAUUGCCAUGACAAAUUCAAGAGAGAUUACGGUCCUUGGACGGCGUUCCGCACACUAGAUUAUGGGUACACUAGGGUACAGGUGUUCAACAGCAGUCACUUGUCACUUGAACAAGUCAGCAUUGAUAAGGACUACCAAGUAAUAGACAGAAUAUGGAUCAUCAAAGAUAAACACGGUCCAGAGGCCUGGAAAGGAGGAGAAGAUAACACCGAGACCAGUGAGGAAACUGAUGAGAAAGUGUCCGAAAUUCAUGUAACAUCCGUGGAGUGACUCGAAUUUCGGGAGAACUUCUUCAGACAGUUGAAGUCGCUUUUGCGAAAGUUUUUGCAAGGAAUCGGUUACAAUGAUAGAGGAAGUCUGCUCCGCCAGUUACCACAUGAGAAAGUUCGAGUAUUUGUAUAUCGCAAAAAUGUGAAUUUUGUGCUUGCUGAUAGUUUGCUAACAACGUCUACGAGGAUCAAUAGACUUGAUUUUUCAUUCCUACAUUAGGGAACAAAUUGGUCGAGAGAAUGCAUCGUGAUACGAUCAAAAUCAAAACAUUUCUUCUCGGAGGGAAGUUCAGGUCUCUAUCUCGUGGCAAAAUAUGUGUGUCUGGUGAUCUUUUAAACAUUAAGUUUUUUCAGUACGUUAAGGCCUGUUCUGGUCAUCGGUUGAAGAUACUGCUUUCAACAACUCAAAAAUUAUAUCUGUAAAUUUGUGGCUGGUCCAUGCAAAAUAGCUUUCAAAUCGUAAGGAAUUUAUGACCCCUUCUUACUAUAAAUACUUUGCACGUAAUUUUUUGACGCACAAUUUUAAAAUACUUUCAAGCUUAGGCGGACCAUUGAGAUUAACUAACAAUCGUGUCGCUGCUUCGUCGAGCUUCCCUUAAGCUUUAAAAUAAGUUUGAGGGUCGUUAAUAGGUACGAGUCAAAAACCGACUCAACACUUCUGAUUGAUAACAGAAGACAUCUCUAUAAUCACAACCUAGUUCAGCUGCGCCGCGUUGUGUCCUUCUAAAAAAUUCUUCUUUACCUUCCUUACUUUCUGAACUAGCUUACCCAAAGGGAUUUUAAAUGAUAAAAAGUAAUGGCCUGAUUCGUAUUCCUUGGCUGAGCUUAGAAGAAACAGCAAGAAUAAGAAUGAGCUCAGUACAGUAGGUAAGAAAUAAAACAUAAAGUUUUCAUGGA